Aspergillus puulaauensis is the source of this 1182-nucleotide messenger RNA. RefSeq lists its product as uncharacterized. The record is from RefSeq and is a predicted model, not a curated record. The transcript has a single exon. Lineage: Eukaryota; Fungi; Ascomycota; Eurotiomycetes; Eurotiales; Aspergillaceae. Bases 1 to 1182 code for a protein of 393 amino acids.
AUGGAUCAGACAGCCUCCGGCAGGCUGUCCUCCCACCUUGAUGCAUUGCGACCAUCCUCCGCGACGUCCGCGCGGCCGAGGUGGACGCAGCCCCCUACACUGUCUUCCUCGUUCUCCCCCCUCGAGACCGCUAGUUCCUCCCACCAAGCGAAUCCCUGUCGCUAUGAAAACACUCUAGAUGAUACAACUCGUGCUUAUCGCACUACUGCGUUACGCCAUCUCAACGGCCAUCCCAAACCCCUGUCCUUGAAGACGCGCCAAGCAACCAAUAGUUCUAGCAGCGGGAGACCUUCGAGCUUAGCUUCACAGCCUGUUCUUGUCAGGUCAUAUUCUGGGGGUCCUGAUGAUAACUCCGGUCCAUCCAAGAUGCCUACACGGCGGUCGUUUCUGUUUCCCGGGACAUCGAGUUCGCAAAGAAAGGAGCCCGAGCUCCCCUCGGACGAGGAGUUCGGUAUAGAUGGCAUCCUUCGGGCCAUCGAGCCAAACAUUCGCAGCACGCUCGACUCGAUCGGGGAGAUAUGCGGCCGUAGCAAGCUCAGUCUAGCCAACGAGUAUGGCAGUCAUAUUGCGCCUCUAGGCGAGAUUCGUGCGCCGCCUGGUGGACUUUUGCCUGUCGAAGAAGCCAGCUCCGAUUCUGGUGAUAAUGUAGUCAUCUAUGAUGAUGAAAUGGCUGCGGAUGGCCGUGACCAUACUUCGUUUUCAAACUACACCUUUUUUGACACCCUCUUACCUCCUAUCUCGGCACCGUCGCAAGUGGCUCAUCCGAGCGAUCCAUCAGGUCAACAACAGCCUGACCGCGAGCCCAAUCUAGAGUCUCUCCCUACAACGCGCGAGUUUGCCUCGAAGCCCAAAGCGGACGGGCGGGUGCUGCUGGGAACAACCGAGCAAGGCGAAGACAAUCGAGUACAAAACAUCCUCACUCCGGCGCUGGUCUCGGAGAUUCUCCUUGACGCCCAGGCCAACGGUUACCUCAAGCCUGACCAUCCGCCUGGUCAGGUACACCAAACCGCAGACACGUCUAGCCAAUUGACAGACCCAUCCAAGCCAUCUGACGUGCAAUCGCUCUUCCGCUGGCUGAAACAAGCUGCAUGGAAUGAAAGUUGCGAAUCUGGGCAACAGACGGCAGAGAGCAGACUACGAGCUAUGCUCGAGCGACAGAAUGAACGAGCCCCUCCUUCUUAA